Paramormyrops kingsleyae is the source of this 3471-nucleotide messenger RNA. RefSeq names its product GDNF-inducible zinc finger protein 1 (gene gzf1). Gene Ontology annotation, cellular component: nucleus. Gene Ontology annotation, biological process: regulation of transcription by RNA polymerase II. The record is from RefSeq and is a predicted model, not a curated record. Gene Ontology annotation, molecular function: protein binding; sequence-specific DNA binding; DNA-binding transcription factor activity, RNA polymerase II-specific. Lineage: Eukaryota; Metazoa; Chordata; Actinopteri; Osteoglossiformes; Mormyridae.
CUGAAAUGGCGGAGCUGUGCUCUGCCGCGUCGCUCACCCCGCUCAACAUGGCCGCCGCCCGCGCACGGAGGAGCGCUGGGUGCAAUUUCUACAGGAAAUACUUUCCGGGGCUGGAACCGUGCGCAUUUGUCAAGGCCGCCAUUUUACCAACCUUACGACGUGAGAAAUCAUGAGUGACUUUUCUCUUCAGCUGGUUUCUGAGGGGUACCAUGAAAAUUUGCUAAGGCAGAUGUGUCAGUUGAGGACUAUGGGACAUCUCUGUGAUAUUGCAGUCCAAGUAGACUCUGGUGGCCAGAUGGAGACAUUCAAGGCUCACAGAGUGGUAUUAGCUGCAUCCAGUGGUUACUUUCGAAGCCUUUUGCUAGAAAAGGAUCCACCCAGCGAAGUCUGUUUAGACAAUCUCUCAGCUAAUGAUUUUGCCAGCUUUUUGGAGUUUGUCUACAGUGCCAAUUUAGAGUUUGUGAAAGAGAGGACUUGCAGCAUUUUGGAAAUGGCCAAGGCGCUACAGUGUCAGGACCUCGUGGAAGCUUGCAGUGGGGUCAAUAAAUUUAUGGUCUCUGAAACAGACAGUGUUGCAUACAAAACAGAUCCCAUAGCACACGAUGGCAAAACCACGGCAAACACCCAGAGCAAUGUAGCAGCAAGUUUGCAGUUAGAAGAACCCAGUUCAGAUAAAGCUACCUCAGAGGAAUUUAGUGUGGUUGAAAAACCAGAUUCUCCAAACAGGACAGUAAAGAACAAAGAGAUAACCCCUGAAGUGCAGGGCAGGAGGUUGAGUAACAGAUUAGCGGGCCGAAAAGUAUGCGUAAAUCCUCCCAAGAGAAAGUACGGGAGGAGGCUGAAGGAGCAGCACAAAGCACGGCAGGGGUCAGGGAAAACGCAGAGCGAGAGGGCGCCACAGGAGGCGCGGCUCGGGGCCGGAGCUGACGGGGAGAAGCGGGUCGGGGAUGACAGGCAGGCGUCUGAUGAAUUGCCUGAUCUGAGCGACACCGACGAGCUGGAAGCAGCAGAAGACGAUCCCAACGACCUGGACUUCCAGAGCAAUGAGGGUGAGGAGGAAGGCAACAAGGGGAAGAAGAGGAAGCGGAGCGUCCAGUUCCGCUGUGAGAAGUGCCAGCGCUCGUUUCACUACGGGAAGAGCUACCUGAAGCACUUGAUGGUGAGCCACGGCGACCUGCCCGAGGUUACGUACCGCUGCGGCACUUGCCAGCAGACCUUCGCCAACCGCUGCAACCUCAAGAUCCAUGAGCGGCACGUGCACAGCGACGAGCGCCUCUUCCCCUGCGACGUCUGCGGCAAGGCCUUCAAGCGCAAGAAGGACGUCAAGAGGCACACGCGGCAGGUGCAUGAGGGCGGUGCCGACCGCCAUUUCUGCCCCAUCUGCGGCAAAGCCCUCAGCUCCAAGACGGCCCUCGUGCUGCACGAGAGGACGCACACGGGCGACCGGCCAUACCAGUGCGGCGACUGCGGGGCAAAGUUUUCGCAGAGCUCAGCACUGAAGACCCACCGCAGGACGCACACGGGCGAGAAGCCUUUCUCCUGCGAUCAGUGUGAUGCUAGGUUCACCCAGAACCACAUGCUGGCCUAUCACAAGCGAUGCCACACAGGCGAGAAACCCUACAUGUGUGAGAGCUGCGGGAAAAGCUUUGCAUCCAAGGAGUAUUUGAAACACCACGCCAGAAUCCAUUCGGGGUCUAAGCCAUACAAGUGCGAGAUCUGCGAGCGGGCAUUUGCGCAGAGGAACUCUCUGCACCAGCACAUGAAGACACACACAGGCGAGCGGCCAUACAGCUGCAAUGAGUGCGGCAAGCAGUUCACGCAGCUGAAUGCCUUGCAGCGGCACAACCGCAUCCACACCGGGGAGAAGCCCUACAUGUGCGUGCUCUGCAACCGCACCUUCACGGACAAAUCCACCGUCCGGAGGCACACCAUGACGCAUGACAAGGACAUUCCAUGGAAGAACUACCUGGUGGUGCUUAAAGGAAACGUGGAGAGCGGACCAAAGAGGAUAAAGCAGGAUGGCACGGAGGAGAAGGAGGACGAGAGCGAACUGGACGGUGCCGGUAAGGGUGUAAAGGCUGAGACGACGACCACAGUCCAGGCUGAGUCUGUCACCAUCUCGGGGGACUGGAGCACGGCCGGGCAUGGCGCCAUCGCCCUGGUGAGCCACCCCACGUUGGGCGGCUUCACCGUCAUCCAGACCGACGUGCAGGCGAGCCAGCUCCAGUCAGCAGGUGGCGCUGACCCGCUACCUCUCCCAGUCACAGUCUCCAUCCCCCUGCCCGUGUCGCUGUCCGUCCCUAUCUCGGCGCCGCUCUCCGUCCCCGUUUCGGUGCCCCUAUCGGCGUGCACCCCCGUCGCCGACGAGGUGUGCGUUACGGUGCAGUCCUCAGAGCUGGACCCCGAAGCCGACCCGGAGCAGGUGUCUGAGAUUGCCGCAGUCGGACACCUCGGGGUGACCGAGGACGUGCCUGUAGAAACUAUGAGCGUGGAGAUGGAGGUCACUUCCGAGAGCGUGUCCGACACGGCGAUGUAGGGCUAAACUCCGCUGUCUUUAGAGAAUGAAUGUGAUCUAGUUCCACUGUAGCUGUUGUAAUGGGUUAGAUCUCAGCUAUCAGAAGGUUUUGUCUAAAAAUACAUGAAAUGCAUAUAAUCUGCCCAUGCAUCAUUUUGAACUAAAUAAUGAUAAAUUUAGCAGUUCUGUAAAUAAUCUGAGUGCCUGGUUCUGUUUGUUUUAGUUCUAUAGCACUGAACACUUCCAGUGCUGAAGAAUGAUGCGACAUCUUGUCCGUUUGUGUAGCAUUUAAUUGUUUAUGUUUGACAUUUCAAAGCAUUGAGACAUUCUCAUACUAAUGAGGGCUGUUUACACCCAUUGUAAUGCACACUUAAUGUAUAUAAUUCAUAACUGACCAGAUGCUGUACAGUGCUCUUUGAGCUACAUUAAGUAUUUCAGUAUGUAGGCUUCUUAGUUACAGACAGCUGUUUUGUACUUUAGGUUCGGCCUGUCCUUUUACCUUAACACGAUAAAGGUUCUGUUGUUCCCUGGUGCAGUUUUUAGACGUGUGAUAGUUUCACUAAGGUCACGCUUUCAUGGGUGAAUGUGUGUCCGUCUCGCUGUUACCGCUAUCCUUUCAGUCGAAAGAUGUAUCUGAGAUCAGAUAUUCCUCGCAGCUGGAAUGGUUAAGAUGGUAAAUGCAAACCCAACGUGGCACAACCUGUCAUAAAGAUACAGUUUCAUUACCAUCAUUCAUCUUCAUUCCUGCAGUAUGUACCCAACAACAUCUGACCUCUGCUUUGUCAGAUGCAGGUUAUGUGCUGGUAGACUAAGACAUAGCUUUUUAAUGUACUACAUUUGUGUAUUAGGAUGAAUAUAACACAACUGUCUGUACUCGGGUGUGACAUACCAAAUUUAACAGUACAACUGCAGUGUAAUUUGGUGUUUAAGGAGAAUAAAGUUCAGUGUUGAAUUAA